UUCUGUCGGUGCCCAGUAUAACGUCGACCGCGUAACCGAAUGCCGGUGUUACAGUGCGCUAUAGUCUUGCACAAUUUUCCUGGUGUAGCUUAAAUAAUCGAGCUUUUGCUACUAUGAUAUAGUUGGUGCUAGAUAAGCAGGUCUGGACGGAGUCGUCUUCGACGGAGUCAGCGUGGAGCGUCGUCCUCUUGCCUGGUCCAGGGGUCAGCCAGAAUGAGCCAUGGCGCAGCUGCCUUCGCCGCGCUUGCGCCACUACAGAACAAUGACGGCCAUCUGCUUCGUGUGCAACCUUCCGAUCCUCUCCCACCAAGUCGGUCUAGUAUGGCAAGGGGGCAACGGCUGGGACGACCUGGUGCGGGAACAAGUCGAAGAGUCCACCAUCCGUCAACGUCUGGGCGGUCGAAGAGACUCCGCCACUCAAAUCUGCAGCAUCUCUCCGCCGACGGAAACCCAAGAAACCUCCCCACCCACCUCGGGCACGACCCGCCGCCGUCGGAGUUCCCUCGCCCAACUCACAGACAUCCUCCGCGAAUGGGGCGGUUCGACGAAAACCCGCCAAAAACAACUGUGUCGGAGGGAAACUCUAGCGGACUUGGCACGUUCACUCCCCUGGGGGCGGCAAUCCACCACCGAAGCCGGCCCCACCCCCAGCAUCACCACCGCCCGCAAACGAAGGGAAUCUAGCGCUGACUCCGGCAUCAGAAGCAUGGGCUCCAAGUCCAGGAGAGACUCGCACCACACUGCCAUUUCAGAUUUCCGGUCGGAAGUUGCCAAAUUAUGGACGCGGAGGGAGUCCACCACGACGAUGGUCACCACCAGCACGUCGCCGAGACGUGGAAGCGGCGAAUCGAGCAAAAGUGGACGAAGAGAUUCCGUCUCACACUCACAUGGAACGUCAAGAAGGGGCUCGGGGGAGAGUGGACGUAGUGGUCGGAGAGACUCCACCACUAUUAUCACACCCCCACCUCCGAAAAUCGUAGCAGCGCAAAAAAAACGCCGAGAUUCACGUACGAUUAACGACACUCCGUAUUAUAGACAGGAACAAAGACCGUCGACUUCGUCCACUGCGUCCGAUUCAACUCCCUUGGUGACGACCCAGGAAACAACAACCCAGGUCAUGUCACCUCCAACUAUUAUAACUUCAAGUGUUACUCCACCGGCGACUUCGCCAACAGUUCAAGCCACAACUCCCACACAUCCGUUAUUGGCGACCAGACGUGACUCCACCACACAGUGUGGUCGUCUAGGACGUAGAGACUCCCGGAGUCAUGCUAGUCCCGAACGUAGCAGUAAACUAUCUCGUUUGCAGCGUCAAAACACCGCUUACGACGAGAGUUGUUUACCACCUGGGGGUUGGUCUCGGCGAGGUUCGCAACCCACGGCUUUAAGUCCCGAUGUGGACGACACCGGACGUAAAGCACGUCGUGACUCACUAAGUCCAGAUUCCGCCUCCAGGAGUCGAAGAGACUCCAGGUCGCAUCUAAGUCCAGAUCGUUCGGGUGAAAGGGAUAUUAGCCCAGUUAGACGAACCACACGAAGAGGGCGUUUACGGCGCCAGUCGACAAGCGUGGCCAGAGGUGGGGGACCACGUUCACCAGACAGUUCAAGUUGUUCAAGUCGAGAUCCAAGUCCUUCCAACCGACCUGUUCCUCCCCCAAGUGAAAAUUACCGACCGACGAUUCGACGGCAGUCAACCACCGAGGAGAUUUUGAUCGCUCGAGGGUUCCGACGACAGUCGACCACGGAGGAGAUGAUCAGAUGUCGGAACUUCCGGAGACAGAGCUCCCAAAGUGACGAUUGCCAAAGGUAUAGGGGUAGGAGGGAUUCAAGCGCACAAAUUCUAGACGGUACUAUUGCUUCCAUGACUGUUGAAACCUCCAGCACGUUUUUCGAUUCCAGUACGCAAACAGAACCUUCGCCGCUGUACGACAAUAAUCACUACCACGAGGAAUGUUUGCGAUGCAAUUCGUGCGGACUCAAUUUGACGGGUCCGAACCAGAAGCGAGCAAGACGCUUCAAAAACCAAAUACUCUGCGACUUACACUUCGCUGACGUUGCUCUCAUGGAGUGCUCCGACUUCAUGCAGCAACUUAGGGCUUUCAAGCCACAAUCACUGGGAUGUGCAGUGGCCAGAAGGAAGUCUUCAACUACCCUCAUUUUCCCUCUACCACCACAAGCCUGUUCAGAUGAAUUCUGCGAAGAAUUCCCACACAACUUCAUACCAACGCCCGGCUAUUGGAUCGAAUGCUCCAGACAAAAAAUCACCUCUGACACCAUAUGGGACGAAAGCGAAUCCGACCAUGAAAUACAGGAGGGUGACGAGGAGGACCAUACUGAUGGGACCGACCAGGAAAAUGGACACGCGUCCAAGCGACGCGAUCGCAGUUGUAACGAUUUGUACGAAGACGACGAAGAGGACGACUCGUCAUCCCCGCGCAAAAAAACCACAAUAGAGGAACAAUGGGAGAAAAACCAAGGUUUCGAGCUUACCAGCGUGGAGCAGGAAACCUACGAGAAAUAUUUCUAUGGUACAGAACACUGGAACUAUUUCACCAACGAUGAAGACCUAGGCCCUGUUAUUCUAUCGAUUAAGCAAGAAACGCUAAAUUCCCGGGAUCAAUUUAGGAUAUUAGUAAGAGCAAUCAGUUACACGGUCCACGGUCUGAUCCCAGCCAGUUGUGUCUUUGCCGAUCGUUACAAUCGUGAAGAAGUUGUGAGAUCGUUGGGUAAAGAAGUUAACAUAAAUCCGCCCCUAACCCUUGGACAACUCCCAGAUACGCCCGAAGAACUCUUAAAAUUAGAUCAAGUUUUCAUAAAAUCGGAGCUUAAAGUGGGUGUUAUCUACGUAAAAGAGGGUCAAUACACCGAAGAGGAGAUUCUAGACAAUAACGACAAUUCAGUCCUGUUUGAAGAGUUUCUGCAGCUUUUCGGUGAGAAGGUGCGUCUAAAGGGCUUCGAUAAAUACAAGGGCGGUUUGGAUACAGUGCACGAUUUAACAGGAUUAUAUUCGGUUUACACAAACUGGCGAAACAUUGAAAUCAUGUUUCACGUCAGCACUUUACUCCCCUACGAAAAGCACGACCCACAAAAGCUGCAGAGGAAGAGACACAUUGGCAACGAUAUCGUCUGUGUUGUGUUUCUGGAAGCCGAUAACACGUCGUUCUCACCGGCUUGUAUCAAAAGCCACUUUUUGCACACCUUUAUUUUAGUGCGUACUUCCCCGAGAAUUAAGAGGAAGCCCACUCGAUAUGAAGUGUCAGUCGUUACAAGAGAUGAAGUGGGUGCCUACAAGCCUUAUCUAUGGGAGCAAAGUGUUUUCGACAAGGGACCGAUGUUCAGGGAGUGGCUUCUCACGAAAAUUGUCAACGGGGAAAGGGCAAGUUAUUCUGCACCGAAAUUUGCAAGGAUGCAAGAGAGGACAAGGUCGCAAAUGCUUGAGGAUAUUGUGGCCAAUCUGCAAAACCACGCAGAGACCGGACAAAUACCCAAGCCUUACAGAAGAGGUUCGUGGCGCCCCAUUGGCCACAUGCGCCCCUCGUCCCCCUUGCUGGACAGCGUCCGCGACCAGUUCGAAGACUACGACCAAAUCGCCAAAGACUUCACCCGCAUGUUCCUCAACACGGAAUCAAACUGUUUAGCAAACGCCCAAUUAUUCGAUGUGACCUUUCUUGUCGGCCAAUCGAAACAAAAAGCGAAAUUAGUUGGUGUGCGUGCAAUUUUGGGUGUUCGUAGUCGAGUCUUCCAGGAGAUGUUGUACGGCAUUCAGACUGGUUUCGGUUCGCCGCAAGUGCCCGUAGCUGAACUAUUAGCCAGGCCAGUUCCCACUCUAUUAAGCCCCCAACAAAGUAGACCGAAAAGUAGCAACUUUCUACAAGUGCCAGACAUUGAAUCGCCACGACCCAAAAGUGUCCCCAGCUCGCCAAUGGUCAAAAGGGCCUUCUCCAGGCUGGGCACCAUCACAGCGGGCUGGGGCAGGUCCAUUAGGAAACACAACGCCCAACAACUUUCCGCUGAGGAUAAGAAGAAGUGGGCCAGCAGUCAGGACUGCUCAAAUAAAGACGGUAAGGACAAGGAGGGUAAGGACAAGCCAUCAGCAGCCCAACUGCCCGUCCCUCGCUUGAGCGUUUGCGCUGAUGCUCAAAAAGUCGAUCGAGCCAAACUGGCACAGACUGAAUUUUCUAUAAUCGAAUUCGAUCCAGACACAUUCCGGAUAUUGUUAGAUUAUUUACAUACUGGCUCUUGUCCCCUCACAUGUUCGACAAUUCCGGGCUUAAUUUGCGCAGCUGAACACUACGACCUUCCUGAACUCCUCCAAGCUUGCUUCCAUCACGCCAAACAAUUUCUCCGAAUCGAAGUCGUGUGUUGUAUGUUAUGCUCAUUGGAAAACUACUACUGGAGGUACACUUCAGCGUCCGAGUUGGUCAACAUGAUCCUGGCAUUUGUCGAAACGCGAACUUAUGCCCUUUUCACCACUCCGGAGUUUCUAACGCUGAGCGAGUCAAUGGUUCAGAUGAUCAUGUGCAGGAAUUUGGAAGUUCCCGAAGUUCGGAAGUUUGAAGCUAUGUUAGCUUGGGCGAGACACAAGAUCCGAACUAAAACUUCAAGUAAACUCGAUGCCAAGUUAGAAUUUAAGUGCAUUAUGGAAAGAUUGGCCCGCGACUUGAAACUGUACCGGAUCUCGCCGCAGGAACUCAUCAAGGUGGUGCUGCCGUCGAAGGCGAUCAAGAACGAGCGCAUCUUGGAGACGCUGAUGUUCCAGGCGAAUUCGGGGAUGUACCGCAUCCAGGACUCGUAUUUGAAAGAGUGCACCCAAAGACUGCAGAAACAAGACUCCCGAUUUUCGGAAUGGGAGUCGUUUGAUUACAGUACUUAAGACUUUUUUGUGACGAAACCCUUAGAUUAGAAGACAAUCAAUUUCUGCAUCCAUCAUUCGCGCGGCGUUGAUAUUAUGUAACAAUAAUAAAUACCACCACACACACACACAAAAAUGUAAAGCCAUGCCAACCGGGAACAAGUGAUUCAUGUUUUAUAAUAUGGGUGUGAUUGCAAGACAAUCUAUUAUGAAUUAAGUGUCUGCCUUGCGUGUACGAUUUUUUAUUCUUACAAGCAGUCUCGGUCAAUGUUUACUGUUGGUUUCGUGAAUCGGAAUUUCCUUGUUUAAAUUAAUGUGAGUCUCCAAUUAUGCGCCUUUAUAACGAUGAUUAUAUGAUGAACAUUAUUUUCAACAAACUGUUAACUGUAUUUAUAGGAAACGUGUAUCUAAUACAAGAUCUGUUUUUUUCGUACCUGUGUUGUGAAGAAUACUCGGCAGGUUACGUGGACCCUGUCUGUAUAGAGACUUGUUGCUGUUUGUAUUCGUGUUCGAUGUUUCAUAUUUGAAAAACACACACAAACCAGGUGUUUGUAAGACUAAAUAUAUUUUAAUUACUCUUAGAUAGCAAAAAAAUGUUGAAUAUUUUGAUACUAAAUAACUAAAGAAGAAAAAAAAUCAUAAAUGUUUCUUUACGCAAAUCUGUUCAAUAUUUUAUUUGACAAAUAACUAAUAAGUGUCUUAUUACAAAAUAGCAGAGCAAAUGAAACUAAGUACUAAGUAUAUUUAACAUCGUUGUCAAAUGUUGUCUGUUUUAACAAAACUUGAUUUUACUUAUUGUUACCUAUCGCGAAAUACGACUUGUAGCCGCCAUCAUUCACUGACACUGUUCAAAACAUUCAAGCCAACAACUAUUAUUACAGCGAAAAUGCUCAAACUAAUCACAGACAAGUCGUAUUUCCUCGUUAUGUUCAUUCAACGGAGUGAUGAUUCGUUCUGUUUGCUUGUACUUGCGUUGAAAACCAAAGAAGUGUAAUAACCAAUAAUGAUCUAAAUAGAAACACCAAUAUUUGUGAAUGAUAAUUUUGUUGUAAAGAUUGUUGCUUUAUCAAUGUACAAGUGAAUAGAAUAUUUCACAUAUUCUAAGAUAUUGGAAAUCUUAUUUUCUCAAAAUACAUUUUUUUGAAGCGUU
Tribolium castaneum (red flour beetle) is the source of this 6002-nucleotide messenger RNA. It is a transcript of the gene rsh, whose product is annotated as radish. The coding region runs from base 221 to 4873 and encodes 1550 amino acids. The record is from RefSeq and is a predicted model, not a curated record. The transcript has 15 exons. Gene Ontology annotation, biological process: activation of GTPase activity; regulation of small GTPase mediated signal transduction. Gene Ontology annotation, molecular function: protein binding; GTPase activator activity. NCBI's taxonomy places the organism in Eukaryota, Metazoa, Arthropoda, Insecta, Coleoptera, Tenebrionidae. Gene Ontology annotation, cellular component: cytoplasm.